This is a messenger RNA of Mesorhabditis spiculigera, 204 nucleotides long. The record is from the annotation of a GenBank genome assembly. Lineage: Eukaryota; Metazoa; Nematoda; Chromadorea; Rhabditida; Rhabditidae.
AUGUUGUUACAGCCGCCACACAAUCCUGAAACGGCCUCGAUGCGGAACCGAGCGAUGACGCCUGGACAGGUGGUCAGCGGCAUCCUGCAGAGUGGCUUCUGGCGUUUCGGCGAGCUGACAACAGGGCAAUUCGCGCUCACCAAGCACGAUCCGGUGAACGCGUGGAACCUUGAAUUUGUCGGCGAGGAUUGCGUCAAGCAAAAU